CUCUAGACAACGGAACACCUCCUGAGUUCUGAACCUUUCCUUUUUCGGUUGCUUGCUCCUUCUUCAGAAUCCUGCCGGGAUUCAAUUUUCCCUCUUCUUCUUCUUCUGUAACUGUUGUUCGCAUGGCGCUGGUUCCAAUACGUUACAAACUGCCUUAUAAAGACAGCAUCCCUCCCUCAGUCCCAGAUGCAGUAAGCCGGUAUCAACUUGGCUUUCGCCAUGCUUACAGUUGCUUAAUUGGUUGCACUCCUAAUGCUUGGAAGACAAACAGAGGGCUUAGUUCCAUCGUGUGUUGCAAUUCGGGGCGAGGUGGAAAUGAAAAGCAGCUGAGGCUUUUGGAUUCUUAUUUGGGGAAGCUCCAAAAUGAGGAUUCCAGCAAGGGUUCUGCAGAUUUUGGUAGGAGAGGGGUCGUGGUUGACAACAAGAGUAGUUUCCAGUUUGAUGCGAAACAGGAACUGGAUUCUCUGAAUGCCUAUCUUCACAAACUUAAUAGAGGUAAUUCAGUAAGUAUAGGUCGCAACCCAGAAACGAUAAGAUCUGAACUGAAGAAGCAAAAUGGUUCCUUAGAGUUGAGAGAUAAGGGGAUCGCUAGUCGUUCGUGGAUGGCUCAGUCGUUAUGGCAAACUGAUGACACCUCCAGUUUCUAUCUUGUAGGCAUACUGGCGUCGAUAAACAUUGCAGUUUUCCUAUUUGAAAUAGCUACCCCGGUUAGAAGUUCAGAGUUUCAGCUUUUCUCAUUACCUUUGUUGUAUGGAGCAAAGAUAAAUGAUCUGAUCCUGACUGGAGAAUGGUGGAGGCUGGUCACGCCAAUGUUUCUGCACUCUGGAGUUUUCCAUGUCGCCCUUGGAUGUUGGUCGCUUCUCACUUUCGGCCCUGAAGUUUGUCGGCGUUAUGGCUCGUUUACUUUUCUCUUGAUAUAUCUUCUUGGAGGACUUUCUGGCAACUUGACGAGCUUUCUUCACACACCAGAGCCAGCAGUCGGUGGCACGGGGCCAAUUUUUGGCAUAAUAGGAGCCUGGCUCAUUUAUCAAGUUCAAAACAAAGAUGUAGUUGACAAGGACACUUCAGAGAGUUUGUUCCAGAAAGCUAUGAUGACAACUGCUCUUAGCUUCAUAUUAAGCCACUUUGGCCCCAUUGAUGACUGGACGCAUUUGGGGUCAGUUAUGACCGGCAUAAUCUAUGGAUUCCUCACGUGCCCAACCCUGCAGCUUGAUGAUGCAUCUUUAAGGAGUGGCCAAGAUGAAGGCAUGGCGGCAGUCGUGGGAAGGCGUCCUGAUCUUUGUAAAUCGUUGAUGUUCUUCGCCAUCUGCACUCUGUUCCUGGGUUCUUUACUUUUCCUUGUCGAACCUCCUCUUGACACAAUAAUCACGGAGGAGGAAAUUUUCCGGAUGUGAACUAAAGUUUUUGGUGGUACCCUAUUGCUAUAUAAAGUACACAAUUAUAGGGUGCCAUUUGGAUUUUGGAGCAAUCAACCUUUUCAUUUCAGCUUCAGCAAUGAUAGAGAAAGAAGUAUGUUCACAUUUGGAAGCAGCAUUCCAUUUCCUAGUUAGUGUCCACAAGGAUCAAGAAGCGAGUUUUCUUCACCUUGUCCUUCACCCGCAGUGAACUUGCUGUUCAUCACCUGCAUUGAUAACCUCCGCUCAUGUUCCUAGUGUCUACCAGUUGGCGGAUCUCCUCACCAAGACGCUGCUGUUGCUCGCUUUCAUCUUCUGUCCUCCCAAGAUUGGUCUUGCUGACGCCUCUUCCAUUUUGCGGAGCGUAUCGAGGAUGAUUCUAAUCCUAGUUUACUAAGGAUUGUACUCUGUAUGUUUAGUGUCCUCCUUGUAGUUGUAUACCUUUUCAUUCUUGUACUCUGUAUCCUUGUGGGUAUAAAUACCCAGCUUUGGAUCCCAUGA
Linum tenue is the source of this 1895-nucleotide messenger RNA. Lineage: Eukaryota; Viridiplantae; Streptophyta; Magnoliopsida; Malpighiales; Linaceae. The record is from the annotation of a GenBank genome assembly.